AGUGUGAAACAAGAAGGCUUUCAGGUAGCAUAUGCCAACAAUUUUCAGUCAGCUCAGUGCCGUCGUGAAAACAACGACAAUUAUAACUGAGCUUUUCUAAAUUUUCUUCAAUUAAAAAAAAAAAGAAAAAAUUAAUCAGAUAUUUUCAUCAAUGAAAAACAAUUAAUUUUCAUUAAAAAAAUCAUCAUUAUAAAAAAAGAAAUUUUUGUUUUUUAAAUAUAUUUUAAAAUGUUAAUAAAUUGUAUGACGAUUAAUUUUUAUUUGUAAGGAUUAAAAAGUAAAAAAAAAUAUAUAUCGGAUUAGUGCAGAAAAUGAAAACGACUUAUCUCAGAAAAGCAAUUUUGAAUUGCUGGUAAAUUUAUUGGAUGUAUAUCCAGAGUAAAGUUUUACUGGACAAAGAUGAAAAUUAACAAAACAAAAUAAAAAAAAAAAAGACAUUUUAAUGGUCAAAUUAUGAAGUUUCACUGGACAGUUGGAUUGAAGUGAAUAUUAGCAAAACUUUUGACAGUAAAAUUGUGACUAAAUAAUUGGUGAAAAAAUGUCAAUACAAACAAGGCCAACCAGAGCUUCUGUUCAUCAUUCAAAAAAACCAAUAGUUAUUUAUCCACCAGUUUCACCAGAAAGUAUCAUUAUUCCAAUUGUAUCAUGUAUACUGGGAUUUCCCGUGUUGGCAUUACUAGUGAUAUGUUGUCUCAGAAGACGAGCAAAACUAGCAAGAGAAAGAGCACGUCGUCGAAACUACGACAUGGAUCAUGGAGCACUGAGUCUUGUUCGUUUUAGUCCAAUUCAUAGACUAGCUGGUGUUGAAAAAGCGACACGAGCAAUACAACUUAAAAGUGAAAGAAAUUCAAGAGCAAUGCCAUCAUUAGAACUAGACACUGUUAUUGAAGAACGUUCUGAUCCAGAAAUGAGUUCAGCAUUGGAAAUAAGUAGUCCAGAUUAACAUUUAGCUCCGGUACCGUCUAGAUCACCAAGAGGAUCAAAAACAAUGACGGUACCACCUCCAAUCGACCAUAGUCCACUAUGGACAGCUUUGACAAAUGCAAAUUCAGUGACAAAUAUUAAUGACGAUGAUGAUGAUGAUGAUACCUAACAUGAAGCCAACGAGAUUGCCAGUGGAAGUUUCAUUGGUGCUCUCGUUCUUGAAUUACCAAUAAUUUACUGACCCAAAAAAAAUGUUGAUAAAAAUACUGCUGAUUCAACACAUAUUUCUUGAUAUGAAAAAAAUUAUUGUCAAAAUAAUAAUGAUUCAAUUAAUGAUAAACAUUCAAAUGAUGAUGUACAUGUUGACAUUCAUUAGCACAAUUAUUUAAAUUAUAAAAAAUAUUAUUAUUAAUAAAUAUUUAUAGUGUAUAUGAAAUUUUUUGAUUUAAAAAUAUAUCAUAUCAAUAUAAAAAAUAACCAUGAUCCUCAUUUUGGAUAAUAAAAUUAAGAAAAAAAAAUUAAAGUGGCCUAUUAUAUAUACAUGUAUCGUGUGACAUUUAGAACAAUGAACCAACCAAAUAAAUAAAUAAUCAUAUAGAUGUAUGGAUAUUUAAUAAUAAUAAAAGCCAAUAUUAUUUUAGAUAAAAUAUUUGAUUGGUUUUUGUAAUAGCAUUAUGAUAAAUACAUACACACACCAAAUGUAGAUGAGAAAAAAAAAAAUUAUUAUACGCAUUUAUAAAAAGAAAAAAAAAUAUAUAAUAAUAAUAUAGAAAUAAUUAAUGAUAAACAAUGAUAAAAUUUACACACAGGGUUUAAAAAAAGAAGUAAAAAAACAAAUAUAUAUACGCACCGAUAAAUAAAAAUUGUAAACUUUGAUGUAAAUUGAUGUGUCAUUAUUAAAAUUAAAUUAUGUUUUUUUUUUUUAUAAGUUGUUAAAUAAUUGGAUAAAUUUUAAAUAUUGUUAAACAAAAUAUUACUUGAUUUGUUUUCUCUUUUUUUUUUUUUUUUUUGAUAACUAAUUUAAUGUAUUUUGGAAACGUUUCAUUGACGAGUUGAAUUAAUAUAAAAUUAAAUUAUAAUUAUUUUAAAAAUAUUUAUAUAAUGAUGAAAGCAUAAUAAAGAUUUAAAUUAAUUAUUUUUCCUUUUCAGUGUAUAAUUAUUUUGCGUGUAAUAUUACAUAUAAUAGCUUACUGGUUACUUAAAAUUAAUUCAACUGCGACAUGUCAAAAAAAAAAAUAAAUAAAACAUAGAUCUUUUAAAAUUUUCUUUUUCAAUUUGUUAACAUUCACUAUUUGUCGUUUUUAAUUUUAUUUUAAUCUGGUCACUUAUCUCUUUCAAAUACAAUAAUAAUUAAUGUUUUUUUAAAUACAAUUUUACUCUGAUGAUGAAUAAAAAUAUACAAGUUGGAUGUAGCUGAUAGCAAAUGAAAAAAAAAAAAGAUUAAAUGAUACAUGAAAUUCCAACUUGUUGGUUGAUCUGACCAGAUGAAAUAUAAAAAUUAAAAAAAAAAAAAAACAAUUGAUCUAUUUUAAUUGACAAA
Aphidius gifuensis is the source of this 2464-nucleotide messenger RNA. RefSeq lists its product as uncharacterized. The record is from RefSeq and is a predicted model, not a curated record. NCBI's taxonomy places the organism in Eukaryota, Metazoa, Arthropoda, Insecta, Hymenoptera, Braconidae. The coding region runs from base 539 to 943 and encodes 134 amino acids. The transcript has 6 exons.